CUAAACUUUAGCCCCUCAGCAAAUAGACCUCCAUAGCUCCUGCCCUCCCUCUCAGGCCUCAGGAGCUCUUAGCCUGGCUGGGCCUUCUAGGCCUUUCUACCCUUUGACUUGCUGCCCGUCUCACAUAUGGAGAACCCAGGACUGGUGGUGCGUGGGCAGGCUGCAUCCUUUUCCACAGCACUGCGAAGCCUUGUCAACAACGCCCUGUACAGUGGUGUUUGCUUUGUGGUUGGCCAAGGACGGCAAGAGGUGUUUGCCCACCGGUGCUUGCUGGCUUGUAGAUGCAGCUUCUUCCAGAGACUUUUGGGCCCUGGGGUACCUAGUCCCGUGGUGUUAAGCACUGUGCCGGCCGAGGCCUUCUUAGCCGUGCUGGAGUUCCUGUAUACCAACAGUAUCAAGCUGCACCGACACUCUGUGCUGGAGGUGCUGACAGCAGCCGUGGAAUAUGGGCUGGAGGAACUUCGAGAGCUAUGCCUGGAGUUUGUGGCGAAGGCGCUGGACGUGGAGCUGGUCUGUGAGGCUCUGCAGGUUGCCGUAACCUUUGGUCUGGGGCCAUUGCAGGAGCGUUGCAUAGCCUUCAUAGAGGCUCACAGCCAGGAGGCGCUCCGCACCCGUGGCUUCCUGGAACUGUCCGACCGCAGUGACCAGCUCUGCGUGGACGAGGCUGAGCUGGUACAGGCGGCCCGAAGCUGGGCCCGCGUGGGCGCCGCAGUGUUGGAGCAACCGGUGGCUGAGGUGGCGGCUCCGGUGGUUCGAGAGCUUAGACUGGCUUUGCUGUCCCCGGCGGAGCUAAGGGCCCUGGAGGAGCAGAAUCGACGGGAGCCGCUCAUCCCGGUUGAGCAAAUUGUGGAGGCAUGGAAGUGCCACGCCCUACGGAGAGGCGAUGCAGGCCGGGGCGCACCGUGCCGCAGGCGGAAGGGCACUCUACCCCGGGAUCACCACCACUUCCUGGACCUUCGUUUCAAAUGACUCACUUCUGGGACUUGCGAUGACUUUGACCACACUCUAAACUACAGCUCCCAAGGUACUCUGCGCUGGCGGCGGACUUCCGCUCCCGGCAGUCGCAGCGAACCUGAUGCCGGAAGUA
Acomys russatus (golden spiny mouse) is the source of this 1087-nucleotide messenger RNA. RefSeq names its product BTB domain containing 19 (gene Btbd19). The record is from RefSeq and is a predicted model, not a curated record. Lineage: Eukaryota; Metazoa; Chordata; Mammalia; Rodentia; Muridae. Gene Ontology annotation, molecular function: protein binding.